GCUGAGAGCUCACGAAAGCGUUAUCUAAACAACUCCAAGAGACACUACACACGAUUACAAUUUACACCAACACUUCUUCCCUAAACUCCUCUCUUUCUCUCUCCUCCUUAAAGACUACGGAGAGGCUGAGCUUCCAACUUGUAUGGUCGGAAACCAAUGAUGACCACUCGGAUAAUGGGCCUUGGACUCACAACUCAGCCUCCUCCAACCUCCUCCUCCUCCUCCGCCUCAUUUUCUCUCUCCUCCACCCUCUCACCCACCACCAUCACUACUGGCAGCACUCUGCUCUUUGUAAACACCUGGUUGAAUCGUCGAUUAUCCUUCCGAGUUAACUCACUCCGAGCUUCCUCCUACUCGCCGGGUUUCAAUAACUCGUCUUCUACUUUUCGCAUUCGAGCCUCUGCUCCUUCCUCCCAAGACCUCCAAUCUCUUCAAGGCUCAGGUGUUGAGAAUGUGGUGAUAAUUGGCUCAGGUCCUGCUGGAUAUACAGCAGCAAUUUAUGCUGGCCGUGCUAACUUGAAACCAGUGGUCUUUGAGGGGUUCCAAGCAGGUGGUGUACCUGGUGGACAGUUGAUGACUACCACGGAAGUGGAGAAUUUCCCAGGGUUUCCCGAUGGAAUCACUGGCCCUGAUCUAAUGGAUAGAGUGCGGCGACAAGCUGAAAGAUGGGGAGCAGAGUUACAUCAAGAAGAUGUUGAAUUUCUUGAUGUGAAAAAUAGUCCAUUCACCGUGCGAAGCAGUGAGCGUGAGAUAAAAUGCCAUGCUGUGAUUGUUGCCACGGGAGCUAAUGCUAAGAGGCUUCGAUUGCCUCAUGAAGAUGAAUACUGGAGUAAAGGGAUAAGUGCAUGUGCAAUAUGUGAUGGUGCGUCACCAUUGUUCAAGGGCCAAGUUCUUGCUGUGGUUGGAGGAGGUGAUACAGCUACUGAGGAAGCAAUAUAUCUGACCAAAUAUGCUCGUCAUGUUCAUUUACUUGUGCGAAGAAGUGAAUUGAGGGCAUCUAAAGCUAUGCAAGAUAGAGUUUUCAACAACCCAAACAUCACUGUGCACUACAACACAGAAACUGUGGAUGUGGUUGGCAAUGCCAAAGGCCAAAUGUCUGGCGUAAUGACUCGAAGAACUGAUACUGGUGAGGAAUCUGUGCUCGAGGCCAAAGGUUUAUUCUAUGGUAUCGGUCAUUCUCCAAACAGCCAGCUGCUGGAAGGUCAAGUUGAACUUGAUAGUUCAGGUUAUAUUUUAGUGAAGGAUGGCACUGCUAGCACCUCAGUAGAAGGUGUAUUUGCAGCUGGAGAUGUACAGGAUCAUGAGUGGAGACAAGCAGUUACUGCUGCUGGAUCUGGGUGCAUUGCUGCUAUGUCAGCUGAAAGAUAUCUUACAAGCAAGAAUCUUCUUAUCGAAUUUCAUCAGCCACAAAGAGAAGAGGCUAAGAAGGAACUCACUUCUCGUGAUGUUAAUGAGGGUUUUGAUAUCACCCUUACCAAACACAGAGGCCAGUAUGCUUUACGGAAGUUGUAUCAUGAAAGCUCGAGGCUUAUAUGUGUUCUCUAUACAUCACCAACUUGUGGGCCAUGUAGAACUUUGAAGCCAAUACUUAACAAGGUAAUUGAUGAAUACGACCAGAGCGUUCAUUUAGUUGAAAUAGACAUUGAGGAAGAUCAGCAGAUAGCCGAGGCUGCUGGAAUCAUGGGUACACCAUGUGUACAAUUCUUCAAGAACAAGGAAAUGAUUAGGUCUAUUCCAGGAGUCAAAAUGAAGAAAGAGUACAGAGAAUUUAUAGAGGCAAAUAUCAAAUAAGGUCCCUUCAUCUUGGCACAUACCAUUUCUUUGCGGUUCAAUUUUGUACCUCUUCAGCCACAUUCUUGACAAAAAAUGGUGUUGUAUUUGUACAUUAACGAGAAUUUUUGAACACCAUAUUCGUAUAUUAGGCAUUUUUCGCCCUCAUUUUUCAAUUGUGGGUUUGCAAAUUCUUGUCAUUUAUUUGGACAAAUCAACAACUUUGUGAAAUCAUUGAUAUUAUAGCAAGCAAUUGCUGUGGCCUUUAGAGCAAAUAUGUCAGUUUUACGACUUUUAUCUGA
Messenger RNA from Spinacia oleracea (spinach), 2072 nucleotides. RefSeq names its product thioredoxin reductase NTRC. Gene Ontology annotation, biological process: removal of superoxide radicals. The transcript has 10 exons. Bases 157 to 1791 code for a protein of 544 amino acids. Gene Ontology annotation, molecular function: thioredoxin-disulfide reductase (NADPH) activity. Gene Ontology annotation, cellular component: cytoplasm. The record is from RefSeq and is a predicted model, not a curated record. Lineage: Eukaryota; Viridiplantae; Streptophyta; Magnoliopsida; Caryophyllales; Amaranthaceae.